This is a messenger RNA of Carica papaya (papaya), 2513 nucleotides long. The record is from RefSeq and is a predicted model, not a curated record. Lineage: Eukaryota; Viridiplantae; Streptophyta; Magnoliopsida; Brassicales; Caricaceae.
GAGAGAGAGAGAGAGGGAGGGUGUUGUCAUAAGAGGGAGACUCGUGGUGCCUUUGCUCAAGCGAUGCGUGGAAGCCAGGUGACAGAAAAUGGCGAGAUCGUCUUCUUCAUAUAAGUCCUAACGUUCUAGCUACCUCUUUACCUUUUUUCCUGUUUGUUUCCUUUUUUCGGUACGGUAACUGAUAAUCUGCGCGGAGUUCGGUGAAAUCUAGUCGUCUCCUUGUGCAUAUCCAGAAUGGGAGAGGUGUCGAAAGUCUUGUACAUAGUGGUGGUGGACGAAGGACAGAAGAGAGAGAAAGAAAACGAGAAGGAAUCGUUUAGGUAUACGCGCCCCGUUUUGCAAAGCACUCUGCAACUCAUGGGAUGCAAAGCGCGUCAUGCUUUCAAGAUUAGUCAAAGGGUCUUUGGAUCAAUAAGAAGUGAUGGUUCUUCAGAUGUUCCUCUUCCAAGUGAAAAGGAAGGAAAUGCUGAGAAAAAAGAUGAUUGUUCUGCAUGUGCUGAUUUAUGUAAAGCAGAAACAAGUAGCAUUUUGCUCUCGGAGAAGGAAGCUAAAAGUAAGAGUAUACCUUUUGAGUUGUACAAAAGACGAACGACAGUAGUUGUAAAGAGAGAUACUUUCUUAGAUCUUGUUUGUGAUUCUCUGGCUGAGUAUAAGUAUGUGGGUCAUAACCAGAGGGCAGACUUGGUUUUGGCAUGCAGGGUAGUGUUUAUCGCGUCCCUUUGGGAUAAAGAGGCAGGCAUUGGCUGUUCAUUUUCCAAGGAUGAACUUGCUGAUGGUUCUAUGGCUGGAAAAUCUGAUGCUCGACAGUUGGAUGUUGGUUCUGGUACUACAGAAUUGAUCAGCCCCAAACAGAUGGCUAUUGAAGGAUUUAAGGCACAAAGUGAAAUGGUGAUUGACAGUCUUGAUAGGCUGAUUACCGCAUGGGAAGAGAGAAAAGAAUCAGUAGUUGUUGAGGGUGUUCAUUUAAGCCUUAAUUUUGUUAUGGGGCUUAUGAAAAAACAUCCUUCAAUUAUACCUUUCAUGAUCUACAUUACCAAUGAGGACAAACACUUGGAACGGUUUGCUGUUCGUGCCAAAUACAUGACGCUGGACCCAGCAAAAAAUAAGUAUGUUAAGUAUAUCCGUAACAUCAGAACAAUACAGGAUUAUCUCUGCAAAAGGGCUGAUAAACAUUUGGUUCCCAAGAUAAACAAUACAAAUGUUGAUAGGAGCGUGGCAGCCAUUCAUGCAACUGUCUUCAGCUGCUUGCGCAGGCGCGAAGCAGGAGAGCAGCUUUAUGAUCCCACCACAAAUACUGUUGCCCUAGUGGAUGAGGAGUACAGGAAUCAGUGUGCUGCCAAUUCAUUGAGUUCCAAAGGAAUGUUUCAGCUGAUCCAGAGAAAUGGUUCGUCUAGGCAUCUGAUGGCUCUUCUGAACACAGAUGGAUCUGUUGCAAAGGCUUGGCCUGUUGAUUCAAAGGAUGGUCAUGGGAAGGGCAUAUUGGGCCAUGGAACAGAGAACGAAAUAGGAAAUCCAAUGUAUGGGCCCUUGCUGAUUGACAAGGCUGAACCGGUGAAUCUUCAGUUCGGUCACUUUGGAAUCAGUGCAUGGCCUAGUGAUGGAGGAACAAGUCAUGCUGGAAGCAUGGAUGAAUCUAGAGGUGACUGCACUGACACUGGAAGUAAAUAUUACUCUUCUUGCUGCAGCUCUCCAAGGAUGUCUGAUGGACCAUCCAAGGAGCUCAAGGAGGAAAAUUCGGUGCAUGGUAGUGAUGAAGAGAUUGAUGAUCCUCCCGAGGCAGAUAGUGAUGAAGAUAUCAGUGAUGAUAUUGAUAAACAGGUCCAUGAAGAGGUUGGCUCAGUUGACGAGGAGUCCACGAAAUCAGAUGAAGAAUAUGAUGAUCUGGCAAUGCAGGAUGUUCAAGAGAAUGGCUAUUGGUCUGAUGAUGACGAUGACCACAGAGACAAGACAGUGCUUGGGGACCGUACGAGUCCCAUGAAGAGAGACAAGUAUACUCAAAACCUGGACCGCUUCCUUCGAAGUAGAAGCGAGUGUUUGUCUGAACCUCUAUGCUCCUAUACCUCCCUGCUCAUGGAGAAGAGUGAUAGGAAAAUGCCACCUUCUGGGAACACUAAAGUAAGAAAACGUUCCCUCAGUAUUCCGGCACUGGGGAAGCACGGAUCAGUUAUUAAUGAUCCCAUCCUUUCAGGAGCACCUCAGAGGUAGCAGAACGCAUUUUCUAGUUCUGGUCUCCUACUUUUUAACCCUCCUUUUGAGAGAUUUUUAGGUUAUUUAACCCGUCGUCCCCCCAAUUUGCAUUCUCUUUCCUUAUUUUCUUUUCUCCUUUCCAUGUUGUACAGCUCGGCAUGGAUGGUUUUUUUAUGUGCAUUUUUGUUUCCGAAUCAAGAUAAGAAUUUUUUAUGGUCUGGAUGUGAUGGGUGGUUAGAUAUUCAGGACAUGGACUUCUAAGCGAAUUUCCUUCGUUAUGAUCCCUAAUCUCUUCUUAAUUGAUGGUUUGCCAAAACUUCUAGCAA